This is a messenger RNA of Penicillium maclennaniae, 1068 nucleotides long. RefSeq lists its product as uncharacterized. Lineage: Eukaryota; Fungi; Ascomycota; Eurotiomycetes; Eurotiales; Aspergillaceae. The record is from RefSeq and is a predicted model, not a curated record. Bases 1 to 1068 code for a protein of 355 amino acids. The transcript has 3 exons.
AUGGGGAAUGUGGAGGGACUAUCAAGUGAAGAGAGCGCUGAAAAGAAUCGAGUCCCCUCUGAUACCCUCCGCCGUGCGCCCCAUAUUGUGAUCCUGGCCCUGCUCUAUGCAGUGGUUGCAAUAUUUGCCUGGGCAGCUCUCUGUAUACUGAACCAUCGUCCCAUCGGGGCUCGAAGCUACCAGCCCAACCUUGGCUCCAAAACCGAGUUGGAGGAUUAUUUGGGCGGUGCCAAAAGGCAGUUUCGGUACAACCGAGCGUCUUCUUCGGGCUUCUCGAAUAUGCCAAUCCCUGGCUUCGGUUCUGACCAUCCCGUUGACUUCCAUGGUCUGCUCUCUAUGGCAUUGGCUGAUAAAGGUUGGAAUGACCCGGUGCUCAUCACAAAACUCAUUGCAGGAGGGUGGAAGCGAUAUGGCUCCGUCUUUCUCGUCUUCGCCUUGGUACUAAAUCUUAUUGGCGCUUCUAUCGCGCCGUUUCAAGGAUUAUUUGUAUCAUACAAGUCGAUUAAAGUUCCUACCAAAAUGAGCUCGAUGGACUUAAUUGACUUGGAAAAAUGGAUUACCUGGGCCGCGGACCCAAUCCAUGAUAAUGAUGUGGCAGAACCCGCAACAAAGCUCAGGUCCCGACUGAUCUCAACCAGCAAUUCAGACCCUCAGUUCAGGCUUUGGUCUAGUGGAGAAGGUUGCACGAACUCUACUGAUGGUUCGAAUCAGGCAUGUAACAAGUCUGGUCAGUCCACGUUCGGAAUCAUGCCCAAUAUAAGUGAUCCUUUCUGGGCCCAGCCCCCAGUCGGGUUCCGGACUGGGUUAUGGCAGCAGUUUGCUCCUCGAGUUAACUUCACGACCAAGUAUGACAAGAUUUUAGCGGAUGAUUUCCCGAAGGACUGCAGAGAUGAACCAGGCGCGUUGUUCAUUCACUACGAGAACAUGACUGAUAUCGGUGGCUACAUCGUUGAUAUCUGCAUGCCAGGUGACCAGAAACAGUCCCCAUGGAAAGCUACUCGCAAAAGACAGGAUUUUAGCGAGGAGUUUAUACGUCAAAAUGACUCUGGAUUGGAAGGGGGAAUAUGA